AUGGAUCAAGGAGAUCAAGGCGGAGGCCAUGAUGGCUUCAUCAAAAGAACCCGAUUGUCUCGACGCCCUGCUACUGACUACAGCGCGAACAUGGCACAGUACGUGCACAAUCGCCGACCACAGUACAAAGGAACCAUGGGAUUUGAGAUGGAGAGACCCAGUGCUAGUUACGUGAUAGACAUGCUCCUGCCGCCUGCCCGCAGAGGGAAUGCAGUAGAUUCAGUACCAGCUAGACAUUUACAUUCGUCUCUCAACAAGAUGCGCCAUCCUGUCAAUGUAGUCAAAUGGACACCAGAAGGCAGGCGUCUUCUCACCGGUUCGACAAGUGGUGAAUUUACGCUUUGGAACGGAACGGCAUUCAACUUCGAGACGAUUAUGCAGGCUCAUGACAGUGCUGUACGAGCCGUGGCCUACUCACACAGCAACGACUGGCUCAUUUCAGCCGAACAAGCUGGUAUUGUCAAAUACUGGCAGCCCAACUUCAACAACGUCAAGUCAAUACAGGCGCACAACGACCCCGUCCGAGAUUUGGCCUUUGCGCCUACCGAUACCAAGUUCGUGACAGCAGCGGAUGACGCUCACCUCAAAAUCUUCGACUUCGCCGGUGGUGUAGAGGAACUCGUGCUGGAAGGUCACCAGUGGGACGCUAAAUGCGUAGACUGGCAUCCGACCAAAGGAUUGUUGGUGUCUGGUUCGAAAGACCAUCAAAUCAAGCUCUGGGACCCUCGAAACGGACGAUGCCUUACCACUCUCCAUGGGCACAAAAACACAGUGAGUAAGACGCUCUUCGAGCCGACAAACGGCGUUCUGCUGGCAUCUUGUGCUCGCGAUUCUACCGCAAGAGUUUUCGACAUACGUAUGAUGCGAGACGUCUUCCUACUGCGUGGCCACGAAAAGGACAUCAGCACGCUUGCGUGGCACCCUAUCCAUUCGAACUUUUUAACUACUGGAGGCGCUGACGGUGCCAUGCAUCACUACCUGCUGGACGAGCAGAAUCUCCCCGCUGGAUCAGCACCUACACUAUCUCCAUACGACGCGCCUGAAAACUCGGAUGCGCCUGCCCAAACCAUCAAUCCCGCACAUCGGGUGACAUACGCCCACGAUUUUGCCAUCUGGAGUCUGGACUGGCAUCCUCUCGGACAUAUACUGGCGUCCGGAUCAAACGACCGAGCAACCAGAUUCUGGUCAAGACCAAGGCCUGGAGACAAUACAUACAAAGAUGAUCGAUGGCAUAUUGGUCAAACAGCAGCAGAAGCUCAAGGGACAUGGAAGCGCACAACAGAUCGCACAGCUAGAGAUGAAGAGGAGGAACUUGAGGACGAGGCAGAUGGCCUUGUCGAUCAACAGAUGCCUACUCGACAGAACAUGCUGCCAGGUCUCGCUGGUCUCCCAGGCAUCUCAGCGCCGAGGGCUGCAUUCCCAGACGGAACCAGUACUGGCGGAGCUCAACCACUGCCCAUGCCAGGUAUGGGCGGAAACGGCCUGCCAUUCCCAGCCGGCCCCUCAAUGCUUGGUGGUCAGAGCCUUCCAUUUGCCCUGCCUCAGGGAGGUGUACCACCCCUACCCGCCAACAUGGAUAUGGAGAAACUAAAACAGAUGUUCGGUGGGCAACUUCCGCCUAUGCCUCCUCCAGGUGGGCAGCAAGGGUUCCCACCUCCACCACCGCUUGGUUUCCCAGGUGGCCCGCCGCCCCCGAUGCCUUUCCCGGGUUUUGCCGGUGCGCCUCCAAUGCCUCCUCCUGGCUUUCCAGGAUUUCCAGGCAAUGCACCUCUAGAUUUACAAGGGCAAAACAGAAGGAGAGCGCCGUUACCUAGUCAGAGCGAGAGCUUGCAAGAGGAAAUCAGAAGAGGGAAAUAUUCACGAACAAGGUAA
Messenger RNA from Aureobasidium pullulans EXF-150, 1872 nucleotides. Its product is annotated as WD40 repeat-like protein. The transcript is spliced from 4 exons. Gene Ontology annotation, molecular function: protein binding. Gene Ontology annotation, cellular component: mRNA cleavage and polyadenylation specificity factor complex. Bases 1 to 1872 code for a protein of 623 amino acids. The record is from RefSeq and is a predicted model, not a curated record. Lineage: Eukaryota; Fungi; Ascomycota; Dothideomycetes; Dothideales; Saccotheciaceae.